Dunckerocampus dactyliophorus (ringed pipefish) is the source of this 2898-nucleotide messenger RNA. It is a transcript of the gene nup107, whose product is annotated as nucleoporin 107. Gene Ontology annotation, cellular component: nuclear pore; nuclear pore outer ring. Gene Ontology annotation, biological process: mRNA export from nucleus; regulation of DNA-templated transcription; post-transcriptional tethering of RNA polymerase II gene DNA at nuclear periphery. Gene Ontology annotation, molecular function: structural constituent of nuclear pore. Lineage: Eukaryota; Metazoa; Chordata; Actinopteri; Syngnathiformes; Syngnathidae. The transcript has 27 exons. Bases 124 to 2847 code for a protein of 907 amino acids. The record is from RefSeq and is a predicted model, not a curated record.
CUUAUACUUGUAUGCCUUGUGUUGGCGGCGUUGCUGUCAAAGCUUUUGAUGAGGUACCUUUUAUUUUGCCACGAAGAAGAAAUGUGUUGAACCUCGUGAAGCGGCAAGUCACUUCUCGCUACAAUGGACUGGGAUCAAAGUGAGCUGCUGUCACCGGUGGUUCGGGAUGACGAGGUGACUGUGGCUGCUCGUAGAAGGAGGAAAAAAGUGGCGUUUCCCUCACCAGGCACAGGUAGUCCUGUUGUUUCCACGGUAACACCGGCCCGCUCCCUGCUGAAGAACACGCCUGCGUCCCUCUUCAGACAAGCUGUAACUCCCAGGAUUCCAGAAGUGUCUGCUAUUCUGGCUCCAGCAGGUCGAACACCUCGCUACACGCACACACCUAGAAACACUCUGAGCAGUGUGAAUUUGGAUGACAGUGACUGGACAAACAGCAUGUACAUAUCCCCCAUUUCGGGUUUGGAAAACACCAGCUUCUUCACAGAGGACAUUACCGACCUCAGCUCGGCCCUGUUGAAGGAAGAUGACCCAGGAGAGGCAGCCGCCACCAGUCUUUUCCCAGAGUUCCUUGCGUCCUUUUUAAAACACUCCUCCACUGCUGUGUUUGAGCUGUUGGAGGAUUACCAGAUGCUAUGUCAGGACAAGGUGGAAAUGCUGCAGUCAGUGGUGCUGCGGGCGGGUCAGAACAGUAAGACUGCGGGAGUCCGCUGGCUGCUGCAGCAGGAGAGCUGCUCCUGGAGGCUCAUCACCUCCCUUUACAGGGACCGAGUCCAGUUGGCGCUGGAGGAUGACAUCAUGAGAGACAUGGCUAUUCCCAGUGAAAGUGAGAAGGUGGUGGUGGAGCAGCUUUUCCAGCACGAUGCUCUCAUACGCCAGAGUCAGUUGGUCGUUGAUUGGCUGGAGAGAAUCGCCAAGGAUCAGAUUGGAGACUUUUCAGACAAUAUUGAAUAUUACGCCAAAAAUGUCUGCUGGGAGAAUACCCAGCAUGCACUAAAGCUGAGGAGGGAGAGGGGCACUGCCUUCACCGUCCCUCUGGUCACUGAGCUGGAUCCAGACGCUCCCCUCCGCCAGCAGCGACCCCUCGCUGACCUGGACCGAGAAGACGAUGCCCGUCUGCUGAAGAACCUGUUCACUCUGAUUCGAGCUGGGAUGACUGAGGAGGCCCAGAGGCUGUGCACACGCUGUGGCCAGGCCUGGAGAGCAUCCACUUUGGAAGGCUGGAAGCUCUACCACGAUCCUAACAUCACCUCAGGCAGCCUUGAGUUACAGCCUGUUGAGGGUAAUCCUCAAAGAGGAAUCUGGAAGGUCUGCUGCUGGAGGAUGGCUGAGGAGGAGCAGUUUAACAGAUACGAGAGAGCCAUCUAUGCCAGCUUGAGUGGAAACAUUAAACCACUGCUGGCUGUGUGUGAGUCGUGGGAGGACUGUGUGUGGGCGUACUUCAGGGUAAUGGUGGACUCGCUGGUUGAAAAGCAUCUGAUGUCAUCGGGUAUGGUCCACCAGGAAGUGGAGACAAUGCCACGAGAAUACCUGGAAGCCAAUUGGACUAUGGAAAAGGUGUUUGAGGAGCUUCAAGCUUCAGAGUCAAAGAGGGUGCUGGAGGAGACACGAGAGCACUACCAUGUCAUCCAGAAGUUUGUCAUCUUGGGGGACCUGGACGGUCUUCUGGAGGAGUUUUCUUAUUGGCUGACGGCCUCUAAGGUCCUCCCCUCUCACCUGCUGCGCUUCAUGGCUCACCUGCUCAUGUUUUUCCGCUCUCUGGGUUUAGCCCUGAAGGAGGACGUGUGUGUGGACGUGCUGAAGGCGUACGUUGCCCUCCUGAUUCGAGAUCAGCAAACGGAACUUGUGGCGAGCUACGUCAGCCAGCUCCCGGCCGAACUCGCCACAGCUCAAUACGCCGCCUUCUUGGAGACCGUCAGCCAGCCAGAGCUCCGCCCACGCUGCCUUCAGCUCGCCACCGAGGCUGGUCUGGAUGUGUCUGCUGUCACUAAAUUGGUGGUGCAGACCGUGAGAGAGAACGACACCGAGUUCAUGCACCACAGUGACACUCUCAAGACAGGAACCACAAAGGAGGACCAAAAGAAGAUUGAUGUCAUCGAUUGGCUUUUGUUUGACCCCACCCAUCGAGCUGAAGCCCUCAAGCAGUCCAAUGCCAUCAUGAGGAGGUUUCUGGCUUUGGAGAAACACGAUGCAGCCAAGGCAGUGUUCUCCAAAGUUCCGGAGGAUUCGAUGAGAGAAAUCUACUGCCAGUGGUCUAGGCUCAGUCAGACCACACCCUUACCCGCUGAAGAUGAGAACGCCAUCAGAGAACACCUGUGUAUCAGAGCCUACCUGGAAGCCCAUGAAGCCUUCACUGACUGGUUCAGUAACAGUAGCUCCGCCCCCCAGAAGCCAACACCUGCUCCUGAGGUCAAAUUCACAGAGAGAGUAGCCAAUGAGAUGCGAGAGAAAGAGUACAAGGCCUCUUUGUCCGCCUGGUCCAGCCGUCUGGAUGUUCUGACUGAAGACGUAAAAGAGAGCAUCUACAAUGUGUUGCUGUUUGUAGACGGAGGCUGGAUGGUGGACAACACACAGGAUUCAGAGCAGGAUGCAGAGCGCAGCCACCAGAUGGCGGCGUUGCGCUCACUUUGUCUGCCUCGACUCAGCUUCCUGCUGCUCAGCGUGCUGCAGAGCUCCUCCAGACACCAGGAGGCGCUACGACUUGCUGACAUAAUCUCUUCUGACCAGCAUCGCCUCUACCAGGUGUUUACUAAAGAGGAGCUGAGGAGGUUUCUCCUGAAGUUGAGGGAGUCAUCACUCUCUCUGUUGGACCAGGGACUUGACCCGCUCGGCUACGAAUUACAGCCAUGAGGGCGCGUGCAUUGUGUUUAUAUUUGCAAAAUAAAAGCUUGUUUUUCUGUA